AGGCGCUACCGGCGGCCGCCUCGCUGCCCCUCGACUGACGACCGCGAUUCCUCGGCGAGUCCGCGUCGGGCUUUGGCGACGGCGAGAGCUCUCCACGCGUGGACCACGGUUCCAAAGCCCCAGCCAGCCGGCGGCUGCCCCUUCCCCACUUCUGUGGGCUGCAGCCUUGCCCAGCGGCCGCCCGAUAGCCACUCGGCCUGUCCGGCAGCCUCCCCGCCGGCGCCCCGCGCGGUCGCGCCUGGCAGCCGCCCGGCCCUUCUGCAGCAGCCAGCCCGCCCCAGGCUGAGGCAGUGAGGCUCCACGCUCCAGCUCCAGAAAUCACGAUUGACUAGCAUCUGCCUACAAAUCAUUGCCCUUGGUAUUUAUUGAGCACUGCAAGUGGUUGAGGUAAACAUGCUGAGGAGCAUCUUGAGCCAGUCAUGGAAGAGAGGAGCACAUAUGCUAUGUGAAGGAAAUUCAGCACCGGCUCUAUUAACUUGCUGGAGUCAAUUUCACAGCGGGCAGGUCUUAAGUUCUUCCAGGAGCUUCUUUGGCGUGGAGGACUUUGUGGAUGAAGACAACAGUAGGCCAUACACAUACAAGAAGGAGAAGAGAUCCAAGAACCCCCACAAGCACAUUUCUUUCAAGCAGCGCACCAUUGCCUACAUGGAGCCCUUCACGCUGGACGUCUUCAUCUCCAAGCGCUUUGUCUCGGCAUCCCUCACGCACCGAUCGACUUGCAGGCAGGUCGCGGUUGCUGGGACCAACUCAAAGGACAUCAAGGCGGUGCUCAAGUCGAGGUCCGACAUCCCGGCCUGCCUAGCCGUGGGCCGGUUCCUGGCGGAGAGGGCGAAGGAGGCUGACGUGUUUACCUGCACGUACACACCAAGGGAGCGGGACAAGUUUGAGGGGAAGAUUAGGGCGGUAGUUCAGUCACUGAUCGAUAACGGGAUCAAUGUGAAGCUUUAUCUUGAUUGAGUUUGUGUUGUUGGUAUGAAUAGUUCUGUUGAAACUUGCAAAUGGGUUAUCUGUUGCUAGGGAUGCAAGCUUGAGUUAUUCUGUGUCAUUAAGUUGAUAUAAAAAAAAACUUGCUCAAAUGAAAUGGAAUGGACAUUUCACAUAAUUUGAGUGAGGGGAGAAAUGAACUAGAAUGAUAUUUGACUGUAGUUAUUAGUUAGCACAUCAUUGGAUACCCACUUGCAUCCUUGUGACCUUGUCUGUUAGCGUGACCAUAAAUAUAUAUACUUCGAGCUUUAUA
Molecule: messenger RNA, 1237 nt
Organism: Sorghum bicolor (sorghum)
Lineage: Eukaryota; Viridiplantae; Streptophyta; Magnoliopsida; Poales; Poaceae
Exons: 3
Coding region: 394-957 (187 amino acids)
Biological process (GO): translation
Cellular component (GO): ribosome
Molecular function (GO): structural constituent of ribosome; 5S rRNA binding
Source: RefSeq, a predicted model, not a curated record